This is a messenger RNA of Symbiodinium pilosum, 2067 nucleotides long. Lineage: Eukaryota; Dinophyceae; Suessiales; Symbiodiniaceae. The record is from the annotation of a GenBank genome assembly.
AUGCGUCGUAGUCGCUCGGAGGGUGCGAAGUCCUUCCUGGGGCAGGCUGUUGCCAGGUAUGAUGUGGACGAGUUGGAUGACUUGGGCAAGCGCUCCAAGAGGGAGGACUAUGUCGAGGUUAAACGUCCGGAUGGGACCGUUGCGAAGGCUCGUGGUGAGCGAACCUUUUAUGGUGCCUUUGAGGGAGGCUUCAGUGCUGGCUACUGGGGAACAGUAGGAAGCAAAGAGGGCUGGGAGCCCGCGUCCUUCAGCUCCAGCCGUUCCAAGCGCCAUGCCGAAGCAGCACUGCAGGUGGAGGAUUUCAUGGAUGAGGAGGAUUUGCGUGACCAUCGUUCUUCCAGAAAGACAAUCGCAGCUCGCAGUGAGUUUGAAAACUCACAAGGGCAAGCGCCAAACAGUUCAGCAGGAUUGCCGAAUGGACUUCCUCGUCACUUAGAAGCAGAGCUUUUUGCUGGCGACAAUCGUUUGGGAACGCGCCUCCUGCGCGCAAGCAGCCUCGUGUCGCCAUUGGAAGCCUUGUCGCCUGAGCCUGUUCCUACAUCAUCGAGUGCGAAGACCAAGAAGUCAUACGGCUGUGCACCUCCCCCUCCAGGAUACACGCCUGCCAAAACACUCGUGGAUGAGGUUGGACUGGAAUGGCCGCAGCAGCCCGGCAAGAGGUUGGCUGCUACACUGACUGGACCGCAAGUUGCCAGCAGUUCGGCUCUUGAAGCUGAGCUGGAAAGGCCGUGGCGAAGCAAAAAUGAUCUCCACGGCAUUGGCUACACUUUGGGUUCCAGGUUUUGCUCAGCAAACAGUGUUCCCAACAGCCGACGGCUGUACAUGUCAAGUGCUCGUGGGAAAAACCUAGCGGCAAAGCAGGGCAUCGGUUACGCACAAUUUGGUACGGGAGUUCUUGAUCAAGAUGACUAUGAUGCUUGGGAGGAGGUUUACGACCAUGAGACUGACAAGCAUGCGCACUAUCAUCCAUCCUUGAGAGACGAGGAGGCCGAGGAGGAGCAGAGCCGUGCAGCUUUGAGCGACCUUCCCGUGCCGUCGGUGCCAAAGAUCGGCGAAGUUCCUGGCUUUGUCCAAGCUCAAGGGCCGGACAAGGAGUCACAUGAUUUAAGGCACUGGCACCCGCCACCUGUGCCAAGAGGGUACAAGGGCGUUCACCUGAUCGAAGUUUCACCUCUUCAGGAAGCACAAGAAGGAAGCCAGGAACAUCGGAAGCUCCUGGAAUUUCGAGAGAAGCACGGUCAGCAGCGGCUUUUGGAUCCCCAAUAUCGCGCGGAACUUUUGGGCGAACAAUCCCGAACUUCCAAGUCUUCUGCGAAGGUGGAAUCAUCAGGAGAUGGGGAGCAUGAAGCACAAUCCUUACCUACCGAGCCCUUGAGCCCCGAGGUUUCUGUGCAACGGUCUACUGCGCCCUUGUGGCAGGUUCCUGACCAACACAAGCAAAACUUGUUGAAUGCUCUUGGCCGGCACUUUGUGAUGGGCCAGACCCAGGACAUGGAUGGCGCAGCAGCUCGCCACGAGCCCUUCAAAAACGAUCCGAGUAAACAACAGCGUUAUUCGAAGUUCUGUCGGGCCAUGGAAGGCAAGGCUGCAAUCUCCGAAGCCCUGAAGGACUUGGGCCAUCCAACGCAGGUGGAGCGUGAUUUGGAGCUCGCAGAGUUCGGCCGGGUCUAUCGUUCAUUCAGGCAGCAACAUCCAGAGGCAGACAUUGUCAAGGCUCUGGAGGAGAAGGCUACCCCUCAGCCGGCUCAAAUAUUGCAAAGGACGGUGACACCCUGGACCCCAGACAAGCUGCUAUGCAGGCGAUGGGGCGUGCCUGAACCAAAACCAAGCGGGUUUAGUGACCAUGCUCCUCCUGCUGCCCAGCAGAAGCAGCGAAAGUACAACGACCAGGUAAAGGCCAAAGACAAAGCCAAGCCUGCGAACACAUCAACCGCUUUGCCAGCUGGAAGUGGACAGAGCACACAGAAUGCGGAUCCAGUCCUACAUGCUGAUGUUGCUCCCAGUGGUGAGAUCACACGCCCACCCACAUCAUUGUUUGCUUCCAUCUUUGGCGACGCUGAUGAGUAG